Molecule: messenger RNA, 1922 nt
Organism: Macrosteles quadrilineatus (aster leafhopper)
Lineage: Eukaryota; Metazoa; Arthropoda; Insecta; Hemiptera; Cicadellidae
Product: protein hairy-like
Exons: 3
Coding region: 17-1006 (329 amino acids)
Biological process (GO): anterior/posterior pattern specification; regulation of neurogenesis; regulation of transcription by RNA polymerase II
Cellular component (GO): nucleus
Molecular function (GO): DNA-binding transcription factor activity, RNA polymerase II-specific; protein dimerization activity; RNA polymerase II cis-regulatory region sequence-specific DNA binding
Source: RefSeq, a predicted model, not a curated record
GUCAGUGCGCGUCACCAUGGUUACCGGCGGACCUGUCGCCGCACCCUCUUCAUCCCCUCAGGCGGAUACCACCACGAGGCGACCGGCGGAGAGUAGGAGGAGUAACAAGCCGAUCAUGGAGAAAAGGAGGCGAGCAAGGAUAAACAACUGCUUGAACGAACUGAAGUCCCUGAUCUUGGAUGCAAUGAAAAAAGACCCUGCCAGACACUCAAAGUUGGAGAAGGCAGAUAUCCUGGAGAUGACCGUGAAGCAUCUAGAGAACAUGCAACGGCAGCAGGUGGCGAUGAGUGCUGCGACCGACCCCCAAGUGCUCAACAAGUUCCGCGCUGGGUUCAGCGAGUGUGCUGGAGAAGUUGGAAGGUUCCCAGGGCUAGAGCCUCCAGUGAGACGAAGGCUAUUACAACAUUUGGCCAACUGUCUCAACAAUUCCACCCCUGCUGAGUCUACACCUGCCCCCGCCGAGCCCCAGCCUGCUGCCCCACAGUUGACGGGGGUGCAAGUACAUAUUGUUCCUGCCGUGGACACCCAGGUCACCUCGUCCAACAUACUCUUCAGCACGGGUAACACCACGGGUCUACAGUUGGUUCCUACAAGACUACCUAACGGAGACAUCGCUCUGGUGCUUCCGUCCUCUGGCACACAGAUUCUGAGACAAGUUUCUACUCCGUCAACUUCACCCUCUCCUUCCUCCACUUCUGCAACCUCCUCCUCACCCCUGCCUCUGCUGCUGCCCAUCCCCAACAGGACAGCUUCUGCAGGGUCUGCCUCGUCUUCCCCUGUGGCCUUUGAGAGGUUGACCGUUAGCACCUCCACCAACACUCCCUUGGAGAACUCCCAGCAGAGUUUCCCCUCUCCAAUCAGUCCGACCUCCAGCACAAACUCCUAUGACAGACCGGAGUCUCCCCUCAGGCCCUACAGCCCUCCUCAAGCACCUCUGUCCUUGGUUGUCAAGAAGGACUUCCAUGAAAUGUCUUCUGAAGACGAAAAGCCGUGGAGGCCAUGGUGAAUUCGAACUAUUCUUAUUAGUGAUGUCUUUCAGUAAUAUAGUGCCUGAUGUAUGUACUUUAGUUAAGUUUGGGUAUUACAAUAACUAUUCAUAUAAAGAGGACAGCGAGGAAAAUAAAUUAUUUACAAGAUGUUAUUUACUGUAGUUACUCUAAAUACUAGAAACUGUUUGUCAUAUAUCACAACUUAAUUAUGUUAUUGCAAACUUGUCCUGUGUAAUUUUGCAUAUGCCCAUUCUUACUGUUUACUUAUGCAAUAUGUAUAUAUCAUAUUACAUAAAAUUGAUCUCUAAAGAUUGUUUAUAUUUUAUUAUAUAUAUUUAAAGGUUUAUUUUCCUAUUGGAAAGCAACAUUCCUAUAAAAUAUUACUGUUACUGAAUUUAUUCCAAUACGCUGUGGGCAAUCGCCUAUUUUUCAUAAUUACUGUUAAAUUUGUAUAUUUUUAUUCAUGCAACAUCUUUGGUUGUUAUGUUUGUUUAAAUCAUUAGGCUUUAUGAUGUUUUUCAUUUCAAUUUCUCUAAAUUAAAGAUAUAUAUUGAAUUUCUUAAAGAUGAAAUGAAGUCCUUAAAGAUUACAGAUAUAUGAGCUUGUCCAGAUUUGCUGUUAUUUAUAGGUAUAGAAUUGUGGUUGAUUCUCUUUAUAUAUUUUUUUUAAAUUUAAUUACUGAGGAACUUUAGGUCAAAUAAACAAAAAAACGUAUAAAUAAAGUAAAAUAGUUAAAAUGCAAUUACUUUUGUUACUCUUACAUUGUUUACUAACUUUAAGUGUUUGUUUGUUGCUUUCUCUUGUAUUAUAGUGUAUAUUUGAAUCGACUGAUUACUAUAAAUUAGAACAGAUGUAAGUGCCUUAUCAACAGAUCAUUGUCUUCCAAUGUAAAAUAGUAAAGGCACAAGCCAAUGGUCCUGAAUAAAUAUCUCA